Molecule: messenger RNA, 4358 nt
Organism: Megalopta genalis
Lineage: Eukaryota; Metazoa; Arthropoda; Insecta; Hymenoptera; Halictidae
Gene: timeout
Product: circadian regulator timeout
Biological process (GO): replication fork arrest; entrainment of circadian clock; DNA replication checkpoint signaling
Cellular component (GO): replication fork protection complex
Molecular function (GO): DNA binding
Source: RefSeq, a predicted model, not a curated record
CGCGCGCUUUUCCGUCACCUGUUGCGUUUGACGUUUGUAUGCUGUGCUCAUUUCUAUUAAAAUUUGUGAAAAGUAUUGUGUUCGUUAAGUGAGAAUAUUGUUAUUUUGUUAAGAUAUUGAGUCAUCGUUCCGCUGCAACUGAGAUACAUAGAAAUUCAUUGUGGCAAUGAUUGUUACAUAUUAGUAAAGGAAAUUGUAUUCUUGGUUAUUAUAUAAACAAAGCGCAAUGUCGGAUUAUAUUUCUACCGAGCUCACUGCAACUUGCAAUGCACUUGGUUAUUAUGAUGGACGGAAGUAUCAUUUAGAUAAGCAUUGUUUAGAUGUUAUAAAAGAUUUAAUUAAAUAUUUGAGAAGGGAUGACGAUGACCAUGUCGUGCGUCAGUUUCUGGGUCAGACAAAGUUGCUUCAAACAGAUCUUAUGAAAAUUUUCAUUUGCCAUAGCGAUAAGACUGAUUUGUGGGAUGUAUUGUUGAGGUUGAUUAUAAAUUUGACCAGUCCAGUCUUCUUAAUUUAUAAUGAAGAAAUACCUACAGAAAAAACGCAACGCAGCAUAUAUCAGAAACUUGUUUCUUUCACACAACAGUAUAAAACAGCAUUAACUGAGGAUUGCAUAUGGACAACAUUAAGCAAUCGCUUGAGUAACAUUCUGAAAAUUGAUAGUUCAGAAAGAGGGGAGGAAAAAGAAAUGAUGAUCGAAAGAAUCCUUAUUUUUAUCAGAAAUGUCUUACAAAUUCCUCCCGAUGAAAAUGAAAAGCGUGUUGAUAAUGAUGCCACUAUCCACGAUGAGGUGUUGUUUGCUCUUAAUGCUUCUGGUCUUGUCGAUUUACUAUUGUUUGUUGCUAGUAAUCUCAGCGAACAGAAGUACCAUUUACAAAUACUUGAGAUCGUUUCAUUAAUGCUCGGCGAUCAAAGUGCCACUCAGUUAGCAACUUCCGGUUUGCAACGUAGCACCACCGAGAAAGAAAAAGAUGAAGCGGUGCUUUUAGCCGCUCGGCAGAAGGAGAAGCACGAAAAAAUGCAGAAAAUAAGAAAAUUUGCUGCUGCUAGGCAUUCUCAUUUCUGCGGCACCUACGUGGUCCAGAACAUGAAGGCGAUCGGCGAGAAUCCGCUAUUGUGUCACAAACCCUACCAGAAGAUACAGGACUUAAGUUUCGGCAAUGAGAAGAAAAUACUGGCAAGACCAAAAAACAAACGUCCCAUGACCGAUCCAAGAGGCGAACGCACCUCCAUUUUGAGCGUCAGAUUGUUCCUGAAGGAGUUCUGCGUGGAAUUUUUGAACGCGGCUUACAAUCCCGUAAUGAGAUACGCCAGAUCAUGCAUCAUAGGAAAUCCAGCCGAACAGUCGGAAACGGGCUGCUAUCUUUGGUCGUUGCGUUUCUUCAUGGAGUUCAAUCGCCAUUACAAGUUCGAGGUGAAAUAUGUGAGCGAGACAAUAUCGACGGAGAUAUUUCAUUUCGUGCAAAGACAAAUGGAGCAGUAUUACGAGAAUAUGGUGGUUGAUAAAAAGAAGAUACGGGUUUGGUCUCGUAGAUUACAUUUGGGAUUAAAGGCAUAUCAGGAACUUCUGCACACCUUAAUAGCAAUGGAUCAAAGCGUGGACCGUGGUGUUAGAGAAUCCAGCAAAGUCAUUAAGAGUAAUGUAUUUUAUGUUCCGGAAUAUCGGGAAACGAUUCUUUCGCAGCUUCUGUGUUUCGACGAGCUUAAAAUGUCACGUCAAUAUUUGAUAGACCUCGUCACAACAACGCACAUCUUCUUAAAAAUGCUGAGCAAUUACUGUGGGAAGAGCAGUCGCGGCAUAAGAGUGCAGGAGACGAAGCGUAAACGUCACAAAAGCUCCGGCAAAAAAAAACCCGUGCAAAAGGAGCAGCCUGCACCUCGCAGCAUGGAGGAACGCUGGGACGAGAUUAGUCCCCAGUUGUCCGUGGUAAUGCGGGAAGGGACGAUACCGGAAGUUGUGCCAUUUGACGCAACGUUGGACGUUCCUAUCGAGGAUCAAAAAGUGGAUGCUAUGAAGAAAAUUCAGAAGCUGUUGCGCACCAAGUUCCUCGAGCAAGCUAUCGGCCUUAUUCGUUCUGCGAGGGACGUCUGGCCCGAGAACGACUGCUUCGGCCGAGCGGGCAUCACACCCGAGGAGGAGUUCCUGUCGCUGCGAGAGAUCUUCUUUGCUGAUUUAGGCGUCGCAGACGAUCCAGUUACGCAAAGCCAAGCUGAAAACGCGGAGCACGCUUUUAAUGACAAUGCAGGAGAUAAGGAGGAAGAUGAGGAGGAAGAAGCGCAGGAAAGAGUGGCGAGGAUUGAAUCCAAUUUCAAUUUCUCUGAGUUUCUUCACAGAUUUGCAAACGUGAAAAUUGUCAAAGCGAUGCUAAUUCUGCUACGCCAAUUCGAUAAGAAUACGGAUGAAGUGAAUCAUUACGUUAACAAGAUGCUGCAUCGGAUUGCGUGGGAGUGCAAAAUGCCUGGAAUGAUGUUCCAGGCGUCCAUGUUCAGAGUUUUCCAAAGAAUUCUCGAAUCCAAGCAACCUGCUCACAAGGAACUUCAAAAGUUCGCCGUCUUCAUAAUCCGUCGUUUCAUCGAAGUCGCGCAGAAGAACCGGAAGGCAUACAUGGAGCUGCUCUUCUGGAAGACCACUCACGACGCUACGAAGGUCGUCGAGGGUUACAACGCGGAAACGGAUAACAAGAAAGUUUCGCGCAGCCUCUGGACCGAGGCCCAAGAGGACGAGUUACGCACGCUCUUUAUGGAACAUCAGACUAACAAGUAUUCCCAUGAUCUCGUCGAUUGGAUAUUAGAAAAUAUUAAUCAAGAAAGGACGCGGCACGGUGUCAUGAAGAAGCUGAAGGAGAUGUGCUUGAUUGUGAACUCCAAGGCGGUUCGAAGCGAAAUACAAAAGAGGCUGCCGAAAGAAUGGUCCGAGGACGAAGUUGCUCAACUGACAGAGCUCUGGGAGCUGCGGAAAGACGACGACGAUCCGGUGGAUAUGAUCUUCAAUGGGCUCACAAUAAAGCGGUCGAAGCCGAAGAUCAAGGAGAAGCUUUUAGAAUUAGGAUUGGCCGCGGAUCGAAAGGAGCUGCGCAAGAAACGGUCCAGAAAAAGCAACCACGGGAAAUCGUCGUGGGAAACACAGUCUGCUAGUAAUUCCGACGAGAAUGAAAGCAGCGACGAAGAAGCUGGAAAAUCCUCGAGACGCAGCAGCCAGGCUCCCAAUAAACCAGCAAACAGGAAAACGAAGACGAGCACGAAGAAGAAAGAACCGGCCAUAGUCUACACGGAUGCACAAUUAUCUGGACUCCUGAAGGAUGUCAUCGAAAAAAAUAUGAAGGAAGCUUUGGAAUGGAUUAAGGAAUCCCUGCAGGAUAUCCUGGACGAUCGAGACGAGGAAAGCACCGAAGGUAUUCCUUUAGUCCCGCUGACAGAUUAUUCGUCGGCCGCGAUGGAUUCGCCGAGCUUUCAAAAGCUUCUUCGGGCUAUGGGGUUCACACCUCCGUUUGAUGAACAGGAAUCUUAUUGGCGUAUACCGGCUAAUAUGCUUACUUCGACCGUGCAAAAGCGUUGCGAUCUUCUAGAUGCCGCAUUGGCUGGGAAUUUCAUUGCCGAAGAACCAGCAUCAAAUCCACGCAAAAUAAGAUCGGAAAUGGUGGAAGACAGUGAAAGCGACGACGACGUUGACGCAUUGGAGACCGUUAAAAAAUACUUCGCCUCGAAAGAACCAGAGAAAGAAGCAGUGCCAUCUAUUUCUCUGGACUCUGAUUCCGACGUCGAAUUGACCAACGUCUCGAAACCAUCGAAAAGCUCCCAGUUGCCUACGAAGUCAGGAAGAAAAAUGGAUCUAGAACGCGAUGAAGAAAGGGUAGCUAACCCCCAGACGAUCGAAUUAACGGAAAGUCCAGCCAAAGGAAAAGGAAAACGUGGAAACCGCGUGAAAUUGCUUAUCGAUUCCUCCGAUUCCGAGCGGGAGGAUCACGGUACAGAGAUCAACGUAGAAAACGUCGGAGACGAGGGUAAAAGAAAUCGGUCGAGCAGUUCGGAGGAUGAGCGUGAAACAACGAAAAAACGUCGUCUGUUGGACAGCGACGAGGAAGAGGACCCAUUAACGUCUCAGAGCACCGAGGUGAAACACGCUAGGUUGAUAAUUAGCGACGACGAGGAUGAAACGGCUGAAAAACAACGCGAUCAACCGGGAUCAUCUCGAGCAAUUAUCAGCGACGACGACGAUUAAAGAAAGGCACUGAUGUUGUCCACUGAAGCUGAUUUUUUACGCUGUUCUUUUCUUAACUAAAUAAUUUCUACUCCGUUUUUGUGUGCUGCGUGAUUCUUUUUAUGUACUUCUUUGCAGAAUAAAAGAUUUCUCUUAAUAAUGA